Megalopta genalis is the source of this 3641-nucleotide messenger RNA. RefSeq names its product trafficking protein particle complex subunit 11 gry (gene gry). Lineage: Eukaryota; Metazoa; Arthropoda; Insecta; Hymenoptera; Halictidae. Gene Ontology annotation, cellular component: cytoplasm. The record is from RefSeq and is a predicted model, not a curated record.
AAUAGUACAUAACCUAAACUGUCAAAUUGCACGCACCUACAUCGAGCAGCGUCGUUUUAUUGUACAGUAAACUUAAUUUAACUGUAAUUUCCUCGAUGUAAUGCAUUGACAAAAAGAAUAGUUUUGUUACAGAUAAAAUAUUAUUGUUUUUGCAAGAAAAACUGAAUUAUGUUUGAGUUACCAAUAGAAUUAACGACUAAGCCAUUGGCUCUUAUUGGUUUAACUGGUUUAGAUAUUGCAAAUCCAGUGCAUCGUUCUAUCUGGGAUGCAUUUAGUAAUAAUCGCAGAUUAGAAAAUACUGUGAUUCAAUUUAAAUUGCUAAGCCCUGCACAUCAAUUCCCCAGAGUCAAACCCAAGCGUAAUUUAUAUGAAUGGUACAAACCGAAAGGAAUAUUGAAGCGUAAUUGGAUGAAUAAAUACCUUAAUGAAAUUCCAGCCGUAGUUGUUGUAUUUUAUGAUUUAGAUUGGAAUGAUCCACAAUGGAAUGAUAAGAAAUUAGAGUGUGCAUCCAAAGUACAAACACUUAGGAACGCUUUGGAAGGUAGAAACACAAAAAUAGCUGUGGUACUUAUACAACAAUGUACCCAGCCUCCUCCAGGUUCUGAAGAUGCUUUGGCUACUGAGAGAGCUACAGCUGUUUGUGGUGCAUGCGAGCUACCACCAAAAUUAUUAUACAUUCUACCACAUGGAAAUCAUUUAUUAGGCUACACAUCUAGAUUGGAGAAUGCAUUGUUUGAUCUAGCACAAAAUUUUUAUCAUCACGAGUAUAAAACUGUCAAAGGACAUAGAGAUCAACUUGAUAAAACUGUACACCAACAUCUCUUUGUACGUCACCACUUCAAGAUGGCAUUCUUAAAUGAACUCAAGCAAGAUCAAACUUUAGCAAAGAAGCACUAUGAGCAAGCAUAUACUAAUUUGUCUGAAAUAAAACUGAAAGAUGCAAAUGCAUUGGAAGUUAAAAUUGUUGCUUGGUUUAUCAACUACAAACUAUGUAAAAUAUUAUUUAAUUUAAAUAUUGCUAAAGAAGCGAUAGCACAGUUUAAACAUCACACAGACAGAUUCAAACUGAUGACUGGUCCAAAAGAACUUAUAUUUGAACAUCAUGCAUGGAUGUGUAGUCAGUUCUCUACAUUUGCCGAGUUAUUUGAUGAAGCUAUUCAUCAGGGACUUCCAGCUCUCCAAAUCCAGCACCCUGGGUAUUAUUUUCAAUUAGCAGCUCAACAUGCAAGCUUUAGACAAGCAGCUUGUAAAGAACUAUGUCAAAAUAUUAACAGUUACCCAGAUCCAGAUCCACUGCUUGGAGAAGACAAACUGGAGUUUUAUGGACAACGUCCAUGGCGUCCAGAAAAAUUAAGUGCAGAACCUGCAGACUCUGCAAAAGAAACAAUUGCUGUACAGGCUUUACAGUACAAAGAAAAAUUAGUAGAUCAUUCGAAAGUAAUUAUUGCUCUGUUAGGAAAUGCAAUUUCCCAAUUCAAAGUGUAUAGAUGUCCAAGAAUGAGGAGGGUACUAGUGGUACAAAUGGCUGAAGAGUAUUAUAAUUCGAAGGAUUAUGGGAAAGUACUCACAUUGUUGAUGCACAUGUUGUGGGAAUAUCACGGGGAACGAUGGCCCGUCUUAAUUACAAAUAUCUUAAAGAAUGCGUUGAGAGCGGCGUAUCUUUCCACGAGCAUUCAAGACUACAUCACAUUAGCAUUUGAAGCAUUGGGACCCUCCACUACGUUCUCGGAAGAUUACAAAGCUGCAGUGUACAAUAACGUCAUAAAUAUACUUAAUAAGAAACCUCCGAAUCCAGAACCUAAUUUACCCGAUGAUGUGAAACUUCCAGCAUUGGAAAAGUGGAAAACUGAGUUCAACAAAGCAGAACCAAUUGUAUUUACAAUCGAUGAUAAUAAUAUGAGUUCAUUUGUGGAAGUUAAAGCACGAUUCUUGCAACCAAAAUAUGCUGUUAACUCCGUAGUUAGCGUAGAAGUCAUAAUCAGGAAUUUGUACUGUGGUACUAUAGAAUUUUCUAAAGUAUCAAUAACAAUUGGUAACCCCGGAUACUCGUCAGAACUUACUAUCACCGAUGCUGAAAACAGUAAUCUUACUUUUAAUGGAAAAGAGAUGAAGAAACUUCUUUAUCAAUUUCAAGCACCGAAAACUACUAAUGGAAGUGAAAUACGCAUCACUACUAUUUCAUUAUAUAUGGGCAACGAUACAGUUUGUUGUAUUGCUCUGAGGUUCUCUGCUGUUGGAAGGGAAACAAAUUUUUUGAGUCGUCUAUAUCCCGAAAUACAGCAGCUCCGCAGAGGAGAAUUUGAACUUAUACAACCACUAGUCACUGCAGAAAUUAAACAAGAAGAAUCUAGUCUAAAUAUAAGUGCAGAAUCCAGCAGUCCAGCACUUUUAGGAGAAUGGUUUCCUAUUAAAAUAUUUGUUACUGCUAAUGAAAAUUUAUCAUCCGCAUUAUUAAAUGUGUCGCUCGUAUCUGAUGGAGCAAUUGAACAAUCAACGGAAUUAAGUUUAACAAUGCUUAACAAACAAUCACUUAUAUCAAUACCAAUCGGAGACCUAGAAAAAAAUUGUAGUUCGAAUGAAACAGUAUACUUAAGAGCACACAAAGUUGGCGAUAGAAAUAUUCACAUAAAGGUUGUUUAUUCAAAAUGUGAAGAAAUAAAAGGAGCUAAAGAAUUAACGUAUUCGCUAUCAGUCACGAAACCGUUUGAAGUGUCAACAUUAUUUUAUACAAGUUUGUUUGAACCAAUGACGAAAGGUUUCAUUAAUGAACCUUUUAUAAUAAUGCCUCACAUAUCCUGCGUUUCUCCGUGGCCAAUAAACAUUAUUAGUACUUCUAUAGAACUAGGUGAUUCCAUAGCAAGAGAGAGUGCAGACCAAUCAGUAUCCAUUUUAGCUGGGAUCACAUUGACUGAGGGCGAAACGGGAACAGAUUCGUACUGUCUGAUACCAAAAACCGGAAGUGAACAACCUACCAGUACUGGAGUAUACACAAUUAAAUGGAAACGUGCUAACGAUGAAAAUGCGUUAGAAACUAGUAGCAGUGUAACCUUAGCACCUUUAUGGGUUGAAGAUGCAGUAAUUGGUUUAGAAGCUAAACUACCACCUCAUGGUUGGGUACGAACGCCGCUGCUUGUAUCAUAUUUUAUCAAAAAUCAUUCUGAUUACAUGAUUAAAUUACGAUUGAUCAUGGAAGCUAGUGACGCGUUUAUGUUUGCUGGCCAGAAACAAGUGGAUAUUUACAUACUUCCCAAAAAUGAAAGAAAGGUUGAGUGGAUUCUUCGUCCUCUUGUAGCUGGUUUUGUACAACUUCCAACUCUGUUCUUGACCGUUCCUUCAGAUGAGGAACACAAAGUAAGUAAAGCACGCAUUUCGGAAGUGAUCGAGCGAUCGAUACCAAGUCACAUAUACAUUCUGCCAACAUCUCAAACUUUAGAAGAAUGAAUGAACCAAUAAGGAGGGUUUGAAAAAAAAAACAAAAUUUUAUGACCAUCCAGUAAAAUGUAUUAUUGAAACGUAGAUACAUUUUUAACAUACUCGGAGAUAUAAGAACAUUUCAUAUUUAAGAUUAUGAAUAUCAGUCUACUGAAUAUAAUUUAUUUAAGUUACAUGAGAGUGUAAUAAAAAUUCCUUCAUCCUUGAAA